Papaver somniferum (opium poppy) is the source of this 978-nucleotide messenger RNA. RefSeq lists its product as uncharacterized. The record is from RefSeq and is a predicted model, not a curated record. Bases 1 to 978 code for a protein of 325 amino acids. The transcript has a single exon. Lineage: Eukaryota; Viridiplantae; Streptophyta; Magnoliopsida; Ranunculales; Papaveraceae.
AUGGAAAGCAGUAGUCAACCAUCCAUUGCAGUACCUAUAUUUUCCGGUGAAAAUUAUGAUUUCUGGUGCAUAAAAUUGAAGACAUAUUUUGUGUCUCAAGAUCUUUGGAAAAUAAUUGAAACUGGUGUUGAUGGAGAUACUACAACAAAUUUGACUGAGGAACAACGAACUCAGUUGAAGGAGAAAAAACAAAAAGAUGCUAAAGCUCUAUAUACUCUUCAGUCAGCGGUUGAUGACACAAUCUUUCCGCGGAUUAUGGGAGCUACAACGGCCAAAGAAGCAUGGGCUAAGCUGAAGGAGGAGUUUCAAGGAAACGAAAAGGUACGGACCAUUAAAUUGCAAACACUUAGAAGAGAUUUGGAAAAUAUCAAAAUGAAGGAUUCUGAGACAGCAAGGAAUUUUUAUUGUAGAGUGAAAGACAUAGUUAAUCAAAUGAAUAUUUAUGGUGAAGUUAUUGCUGAUAAAAAGUUGGUUGAGAAAAUUCUUAUAAGUCUCUCUGAAAAAUAUGAUCCUAUAAUAACUGCAAUUGAGGAGUCGAAAAACAUUAAUACUCUCUCGGUGACAGAACUUAUGGGUUCUUUAGAAGCGUACGAACAGAGAUUGAGUAGGCGUAACGAAGCCCCAGUCGAAAGUGCGUUUCAGUCGAAACUCAACUUUGGCAAGUCUCAGAAAUCUAAAGAAGAUGGCGGAAAAUCCAAAGGAAAUUAUAAAGGAGAUAAACCCAAUAAUAAUUGGGUAAAAAGAGAGACAGGAAAGAAAAAUUUCCCACCUUGUAAGAUUUGUGAAAUACCAAAUCAUCGAACAGAAGAUUGCUGGCAUAAGGGCAAGCCGAAAUGUGACAAUUACAAGCGUUUUGGUCGUAUUGCAAAAUAUUUCCGUCAAAGAAAAACUUCCAUGCCAACUAUCAUGAAGAAGAGAAGGAGGAGGAAACAAAACUGUUUUAUGCCCGCCAAACAUCAUCAGAAGAAAAAAAAAUGA